UUUUGACAUUCAGAUCUUUGCUGUGCUUGUUUACCAGUGAUGGCUGUAUUGGCUAUGACCUGUUGUUGUGACCGUCGUGAAUGUCAGUGUUGUAUAAAUGAGCCAUUUCAUAAUAGAUAACUUUAUCAGUCAGAAGGUCGUCUUUAGAAAACGUAUGCUUGUUUUACUUUUCAUCCAGUGGCAAUAUUUUUCUUUAUUUUUCCAGCACAAAUAACAUGAGUGUCAAAGAACAGAGAAACGGUGUUGCAGUAAUGAACGGCAGUACUGGCAGCAAAACCUCCAUAAACCCAAAGGACUCUUGUAUCCUAAACGGCAGUGUCACAAGCACUGAGCUCAGUGCUGCUUCAGAGGACCGAGAGUCUCAUCCUCCCAGCUACACUGACGGAGCUGCUGAAGGACAUUCAGAUUUGGCCCCGGGUGAUGAGCUAUGGAGCACCAGCAGAGAGAAGGCAGUCAAGCUGAGAAUGGAGGAGUCAGGGCCGGGCUCAGAGACUCCAAUCACCAUCCAUGAGAUGUUUAAGAAGACAGUGGACACUUUCGGGGAUCAUUCAGCCUUGGCGUUCAAAAAAGAGGGUCAGUGGGAGAUGGUGACAUGGAAGCAGUACUAUGAGCAGUGCCGGACAGCUGCUAAAAGUUUCAUGAAGUUGGGGUUGGAGCGGUACCAUGGUGUGGGGAUUCUGGGUUUUAACUCCCCCGAAUGGUUCAUCUCAGACAUCGGCUGCAUCUUAGCAGGGGGUUUGGCAACUGGAAUUUACACCACCAACUCUCCAGAAGCUUGUCAGUAUGUAGCCGCCAGCUGUGAUGCCAAUGUCCUGGUGGUGGAAAACCAGAAGCAGCUUGACAAAAUCUUGCAGAUUAAAGAUCAACUUCCUCACCUGAAAGCCAUUGUGAUGUAUAAAGGCGAGCCGCAGCAGAAAGCACCGUUCCUGCAUACAUGGGAAGAGUUCAUGAAGCUUGGAGAGGACGUGCCUGAGCAGAAACUAGAUGACAUGAUUAAAAGUCUUAAACCCAAUGAGUGCUGCUCUCUCAUUUAUACCUCUGGAACCACUGGCAAGCCUAAAGGAGUCAUGUUGAGCCAUGACAAUCUGACGUGGACAUGCAACCAAGCCGCUCUUACGUUUGAUAUAAACUACGCUGAAGAAGUAAUGGUCAGUUACCUGCCGCUCAGUCACGUGGCAGCCCAGAUCAUUGACAUGUGGCUGGCUAUUAGCUACGCCACAACUACCUACUUUGCAGACCCAGAUGCCCUCAAGGGCUCCUUAGUUAACACAAUGAAAGAGGCUCGUCCAACAUGUUUCCUCGGGGUUCCUCGUGUGUGGGAAAAGAUGCAGGAGAAGAUGAAAGCUGUGGGAGCCAAGGCAUCGCCACUGAGGAGGAGUGUGGCAAGCUGGGCAAAAUCUAUAGGCCUGCAGUACAACUACAGCAUCAUGAAUGGGGAGAAUCUGGUGCCAUGGGGCUUUACGCUGGCUAACACCCUGGUCUUUAAGAAGGUGCGUGCCGCACUGGGCUUAGAUCGCUGCAAGCUCUGCAUCACAGGUGCUGCCCCAAUCACCAAGGACACCUUGGAUUUCUUUGUGAGCCUGAACAUCCCUGUGUUAGAGACCUACGGCAUGAGUGAAUGCACCGGCCCACACACCCUCUCUCUGAGUGACCAAUUCCGCCUCACAAGCUGUGGUAAGGCGAUGCCGGGCUGCAAGACAAAGCUGGAGAAGCCAGACACGGAUGGUAAUGGAGAGAUCUGUUUCUGGGGUCGACAUGUCUUCAUGGGCUAUCUGAACAUGCCGGACAAAACUGCAGAGGCAAUUGAUGAGGACGGCUGGCUGCACUCUGGAGAUCUGGGGAGACACGACAAGAAAGACUUCCUCUACAUCACUGGAAGGAUCAAGGAGUUGAUCAUCACAGCAGGAGGAGAGAACAUUCCCCCGGUGCCCAUCGAGGAUGCGCUGAAGGCUGAGGUUCCCAUCAUCAGCAAUGCCAUGCUGCUGGGAGACAAGCUCAAGUUUCUCUCCAUGCUGAUCACUCUCAAAUGCGUUGUCGAUGAUAACGGUGAGCCCACAGAUGAGCUGAGCCCCGAGGCUUUGGACUUCUGCAGGAAUAAUAGUGUCAAGGCGACCAAGGUGUCAGAGGUAAUAGCCAAUAAGGAGCCAGUGAUCUACACAGCCAUUCAGGAGGGUAUAGAGCGUGUUAAUGCUACAGCAACAUCCAACGCUCAGAGGGUCCAGAAGUUUGUCAUACUGGAGCGGGACUUCUCUAUCAGUGGAGGAGAACUGGGACCCACUUUGAAGCUGAGGAGGCCCAUCGUUGUGAAGAUGUACCAGGAGAAAAUAAAUGAAAUGUAUCAGGAGACAAAGCAAUAAACUUUUCUGCACAAAAGGGAGAAUGUUAUCAGGAAGCUGAUGUCAGGAUUUGCGAACACUAUUUGUUGUCCAGAUGUCAUUUUGAAAAAUGUAUAAAACUAUUUUUCACCGGGAUGUGUAAAGUGCAAACUAAGAUUUUUUUUUUUUAAUUCAGACUGUGUUGUAUUUAGAGUUAUAUAUUGAUAUGUCAAGUUUCUGUUGUCAGUCUCACAUUAAUAUUUAAGCUAUAAAAUGCACAUACAGCAGUUAUGCACAUUGUGUAAAUAAAAAAACUCAAAUCAGAGCCAAUAUCUUGCCACUUUAUACUAGUGCACAAUACAGGUGAACUGCCCAAACAUGCAGGGUGAAAACACUGGAUUGUGUCAGUACAUAUUUAACGUUUUGCGGGAUAUUCUUAUAAACAUAAUUUACUGUAAAAGUUGAAACUUUUUAAAGAUCAUCAGCAUUAAUUUACUGUUUCCAGUCUAAUGUUGUGUACUUAGAAUAUUCCUUUUCUAAUAUUCAGACACUACCUUUCAAAUAUUGAAUGUAAUGUCUAAAUAAAUGUUUGAUAAAGUAAAACGAGUAUAAUAAAAACAACA
Messenger RNA from Cheilinus undulatus (humphead wrasse), 2938 nucleotides. RefSeq names its product long-chain-fatty-acid--CoA ligase ACSBG2-like. The coding region runs from base 216 to 2357 and encodes 713 amino acids. The record is from RefSeq and is a predicted model, not a curated record. NCBI's taxonomy places the organism in Eukaryota, Metazoa, Chordata, Actinopteri, Labriformes, Labridae. Gene Ontology annotation, molecular function: long-chain fatty acid-CoA ligase activity. The transcript has 14 exons. Gene Ontology annotation, cellular component: endoplasmic reticulum; membrane.